AUGCCACCGAGCUUCGUAACCUCUUUGACGUCGAAUCGUCGUUCAAAUGGAAAUUUCAGACAACGGGAAAACCCUCAGCAGACUGCUGGGAGCUCCUCGAGCAGGAGGCGCAGGUCGCGCUCCCCAGAGCCCCGUGUCGUAGAGGAAUCUUCGUCCAGAAAUGACACUCACAAUGGCCGAAGAAAGAAGAAGCCUUCUACAAACGAGGCUGUCGUAUGUUCUUCUGCACAUGACGAUGUACCUAUGGACCGUGAUUGCAGGGCCAAAGCAAGGACGUCUAGAGUGCUUUUCUUUGCUGAAGAGGGUGACGGUCCUGUUACUCGAGAGCACGCUCGUGAUCGUGGCACGGGAAAUAGCAGAGGCAAGCGGAGGGAGCGGUCCAGGUCGCAUGAAACGUCUCAACGUCCAUCUAGAAAGACGGCGUCUCCCGAACCUAUGGAUGAUGACAGUGAGCCCCAGCAUACGACUUAUUGCGGUCCUUUGGCUAUGGCAGACUUUCAUCGUAUGAGGCACGAAUUAGAGGCAUUGAGAAAGGAAAAGGCUGUGUCAAAGAAGACGAUCGCUAAACAGAGUAGAACCAUCGAUGAAUUACGGAAGGAAGUUACCAACCUGACGAAGUCGGAGAAAGAGCGGUCUAAGGAGAUUGAGUCAAUGCGAAAUCAGAAUAAAAAGUCGGAUGAGAUCGUCGCGAACUUCGAGGCUACUUUGACUUGUCCCAUAUGUACAGAUGUCCUUUCAAAGCCACAUGGCCUGUCUCCUUGCGGUCACGUCCUGUGCCAAACUUGUCUGCAAGAGUGGUUCCGUUCUGCUCCCGUCGAUGAUGAUGACAUGUACGACGACGAGGAUCCGCCUUCUAUUCUUGAUCGCAAGAAAACUUGUCCUAGCUGCCGUGCCUCUGUGCUUAGCCGUCCUAUCCCUCUCUUCCUCGUGAAGUCACUUGUCUCCGAUGUUGAGAAGGCGAAAACUCCGGCGAACACACCUCGUCGCCCAUCGCCACCGCGGGAGGACGAGGGGGACCCGUGGGCGGACAUAUUCCGCGAACAUGUCCACGGUGGUUGGUUCACCGAUGAUGAUGAGCAAGAUCGCGACGAGGACGACGAGGAUGAGGACGAAGACUACGACGAAGAAGACAAUUGGUCGUACGAAGGAUAUGGCUCCGGAGACGACGAGGAGCACUACGAGGGUGUGUACGUCCGUCCGCGAUGGUCCCCGCCGACGGUGCAUGCCGUACAUAAUGACUUCGCUUUCAUGGACGACUCGGAGGACCUCGACAUCGCUAUGUUACGGCGCGGCGCGACCCUGCAGAUGAUCGACCUCUUUGGUAUGAGUUACACUCACGAUACGGGUCUCAGGGCCAUCGUGGACAUCAAUACCACAGUGUAUCUCGGCUGGAACAUCUUCCUGCACCCUGACGACGAGUCGGGCGAGGAGUAUAUGGACUGGAUCACCGCUGAUAUGUAUGAGCGUCCGGAGAGGUGGGAUUUCGAGGACGAUGAUCGUGGAAACAGGACGGCUUGGAAGCUUGUGCCACAAGAUGAUGAUGAGGAGUAUUCCACUACCGAUUCUGAGGCGUGGGUGGCAGACCUAAUGAGCGAUUGA
Sparassis crispa is the source of this 1599-nucleotide messenger RNA. RefSeq lists its product as hypothetical. NCBI's taxonomy places the organism in Eukaryota, Fungi, Basidiomycota, Agaricomycetes, Polyporales, Sparassidaceae. Bases 1 to 1599 code for a protein of 532 amino acids. The record is from RefSeq and is a predicted model, not a curated record. Gene Ontology annotation, biological process: protein autoubiquitination. Gene Ontology annotation, molecular function: metal ion binding; ubiquitin-protein transferase activity. The transcript has 6 exons.